Messenger RNA from Neoarthrinium moseri, 1566 nucleotides. RefSeq lists its product as uncharacterized. Gene Ontology annotation, molecular function: transmembrane transporter activity. Gene Ontology annotation, cellular component: membrane. The transcript has 2 exons. The coding region runs from base 1 to 1566 and encodes 521 amino acids. The record is from RefSeq and is a predicted model, not a curated record. Gene Ontology annotation, biological process: transmembrane transport. Lineage: Eukaryota; Fungi; Ascomycota; Sordariomycetes; Amphisphaeriales; Apiosporaceae.
AUGGCAGAAGCAACCACUAAGCACGAAAUAAACAAUGAGCUGGAGAAGAAGAGGUCUGAGGGCGCAGUCGACAUUGAAGCGGACCAGAAACUGGGCACCGUCGUUGAACUCGACGAGGCUGAGCUCUUCUUGCAUCAACAUGGCAUUCCCCACUCACGGUUGGCCGAACUGAUGGCCGAUGAGGCCGCAUUGAAGAAGCUGGGACGGAAAGUCGACUGGUCUCUUAUGCCGCUCCUGUGCGGUACAUACCUGCUUCAAUACGUGGACAAGCAGGCCCUCAGUUAUUCCGCCGUCUUCGAUCUCUUCACGUCCACCGGGAUGACCAGCAACCAGUACAGCUGGAUGGCCUCCAUCUUCUACCUCGCUUACUUGGUGGCGGAAUGGCCUGCCUCCUACCUCACACAGAAACUCCCGACCGGCACUGUGGUGAGCUGCUUCGUCAUCGCCUGGGGCAUCAUACUACUGUGCACCGCCGCGGCUAGCAACUUCGCCGGAUUAGCCGUGUGUCGUUUCCUCCUCGGCGUCUUCGAGGCUGUCAUCACACCUUCCUUCAUGCUCAUCGUCUCACAAUGGUAUAAGCGCGAGAAGCAACCGGCAAGAGCAGGAAUGUUCUACUGCUUCAAUGGAUUUGGCAGCAUGUUCGGCGGUAUACUCUUCUACGGGGUAGGCCAGGCCAAGGGCUGGGACGUGUGGCGAAUCAUCUACGUCCUGUGCGGUGGCAUGACCGUGGCAUGGGGUAUACUGCUGUUCUUUACUCUGCCCAACAAUAUCCUCACUGCGAAGCGGUUCUCAGUUGAGGAGCGGGCGAUGCUCGUAGCACAGAGCGCAAGCAACCGCGGAGGUGUGUUCACCCGCAAGAUCAAGCCCGCACAGAUAAAGGAGGUAUUCUGCGACGGCCAGGUCUGGCUGUUGUUCUUCUUUGUCCUCUUGAACGAGUGCGUCAACGGCGGUAUUGCCAACUUCUCCAAGCUGAUCGUCAAGGGCUUCACGGACGACGCGCUCCUCACCACGGCCUACGGAAUUCCUUACGGCGCUUGUACUGCUUUAUUCAUGUUCACUGGACCCUUCCUUGCAAGCAAGAUCAAGAACUUCAGAACUAUUGUCAUGAUGCUAUGGCUUAUGCCGACCUUGACGGCGGCGUGUCUCUUCUGGCUGUUGCCAAGAACGAACCGUGGUGGGCUCCUGGCUGGUUACUACAUGUGUGCCUCAUUCAUCGGUUCCCUCAUCGUAGCCCUACAGAUGCCAGCAUCCAACGUGGGCGGGUACACAAAGCGCACGACUGCUACGGCGUUCGUAUUUCUGGCGUAUUGUGCCGGCAAUAUUAUCGGGCCGCAUGCCUUCCUGAGCAAGGAAGCGCCGAUCUACCAGACAGGAUGCAAACUCAUUAUUGGGUGUACGGCGGGACAGAUCAUUAUUGCCGUUGCUUUGCGCCUCCUGCUGAUUUCUAGAAACAAAAAGCGAGACGCAGCGGCCGCCAGCCUACACGCUGCGGGGGUUGACGAUGAGGAAGAGGUGUUGUUGGAUCUUACAGAUUUUGAGAAUCCCAAGUUCAGAUAUUCUUACUAG